UGAUCUUUUUCCUCCCAUUUUUCACUCCAACUUACAACAAAACCAACUUUACUCCCUUGGAUGUCAGCAUUUCAUUAAAAUAUUUAACAUUAAUCUCUAAACUUUACCCAAUUUGCAAAAUUCUUAAAGCAAGAGCAAACAUAAAACUAAUUUUUUGAAGAGAUGAUAAGCACGGAAAUUGAUCUUAUCCCGAAGUUGGAACAAGUGGUAGACGGAGAAGCAGUGGAUUCCGGCAACCAAGUCGUCGUGCCCCCCAAGAAGCGUGCCCGUAGAGGAGGAAAAUCCGUCGAAAAAUUGAAAAGUCAACAAGCCCUCCUCAUAAAUGAAGUUGGGACUAACUGGUCAUUCCAUAGAAUUCAAAUGGCUUAUAAAACAGCAAUUGAUAAUCCCCUCCCAAUCUGUUAUUUUCGUGGAAAUGACUUAUUCCUGGAGAUUGAGAAGACCAAGACAAAAAUACGCGUAGCGUCCUAUCUUCCCAACGACGGGGUAGAGUAUCAAGAUAUUCUUGACAACAGCGAGGAAACAGUGGACAUAAAAAUAAAACACAUAGACAUAAAAACUUCUAGCCCCAUAGCGAUCCUUAAAGUAGAAAAUUUCUACUUUUUCUUGAUCUUCAAAAACUCCAAAGAUUGUGAUCGCAUGGAUUUUAUUUUUAAAAAUGCUUUACAUUAAUUGUAGUAUCAGCGAUGUGCACAUACUAUGUGACAAGCUCAGGGAAAGAUUGUCGUCAUUCUCAUCAUCGUCAAUUUUAAAUCUGUAUGUACACAUAUUUUUUUAAGGUAUGCAAUUAACGCGUCUCCUAAAUAAUAGUGAAAUGUCUCCUAAGUAAUAUACAAGUAACCUACAUGGAAAACGUUUCCUAAUAUUAUUUUUAACGUCCCAUUGAAAUCCAUAAACAACUUGUAAAUUGUUUUAUAAAAGGCAGCCUUUAUUUUAUAUAAUUAUCAGACUUUCGUUUUUAACACAGCCCUGCUUGAUUUGUCGGGGCGACCAGCCCAGAACUAUGUCGAAGACCUAGGGAAAUAGUUUAAACCUCAGUCCUAAAUGUUUACAGAUAGGUUUUCAAGAAUACUGUACCUGCCAUUGGAUUGAAUUUUAAAAUUAUUUAUAUUCAUGCCUUAUGAUAUCAAUUCCCCGUAUAUACUUGACACCUUAUUACGAAAUUUGACGCAUGAGAUGGGGUCAUGAUUUGGCAAUAACUUUCUAUCCGACUAUUGGUAAUAGUUUUUUUUCUAAUUGGUAAAUUUUUCAUUACUAAACCGAAAUGCUCGUAAUUCCUGUAAAACGGAUAGGACAAUUUGCCUCUGGGAUUACACUAUUUAGCAAAUAUGUACAUAUUUAAGUAUGAGUACAUAUAAAUAUAGGAAUUAUGGACUUGGUUUGAGGAUUUGUUCAUGUGUACUGAUUAUCUAUAUGCAUACUAUGGCGAAUAUUGAUUGUUUUUUUUUCAACGGGCCGACGCCGACAGUGUUAUAAAAAUGUUAAUUUGCGAAGGAAUUGUGUGGGUUGAUGAUACCUCGAGAGGACGAAUGUACUGGUUCCCUAGUUUAUUUAUGGCCAAUAAAGGCUUCGAUUAAGCAUAUAAAUUUAUGUACCGAAUUUUAGGACAUUAUUUUAAUCGUGUUUAUUACGAAAUUUCAAUUUUACUUUCGUUUCGUCCUCACAAUUUUUAAGUAUACUUGCGGUAACAGAAGUUUUAAUCUUGUUGGGAACCAUUUAGGCGAAAUGUAUUACUUUUUAUUUUAUGAAAUGCUGCCUGUAGAUACGUACGUAAUAAAGUGUUUUAAUCAUCCCGCAAACAAUUAACGAUUAC
Folsomia candida is the source of this 1813-nucleotide messenger RNA. RefSeq lists its product as uncharacterized. The record is from RefSeq and is a predicted model, not a curated record. The coding region runs from base 163 to 672 and encodes 169 amino acids. NCBI's taxonomy places the organism in Eukaryota, Metazoa, Arthropoda, Collembola, Entomobryomorpha, Isotomidae. The transcript is spliced from 2 exons.